Molecule: messenger RNA, 459 nt
Organism: Penaeus chinensis
Lineage: Eukaryota; Metazoa; Arthropoda; Malacostraca; Decapoda; Penaeidae
Exons: 2
Coding region: 1-459 (152 amino acids)
Source: RefSeq, a predicted model, not a curated record
AUGGAUAGGCUAACGGAAGGCAUUAGAACAAGUGCGCCAGAGAUGAUGAUGUUUGCAGAUGAUAUUGUGCUCUGCUGCGAGGGUACACAAGAACUGGAAGAUAUCCUAGAAGUGUGGAGUUUUGCAUUGGAAAGGAGGGGAAUGAAGGUGAGCAGAAGACUGACAAGAAAGAACAGAAUUAGAAACGAAAAAGAGAGGGAGGUCCUCAGCGUGGAGAGGUUUGGAGGGAAAACUAGAAAGUGGAGGCUAAGAUGGUUUGGGCAUGUAAGAAGAAGGGACGAGGAAUACGUGGGGAACAGAAUGCUGGGAAUGAAACCACCUGGGAAGCGGAAGAGAGGAAGACCAAAGAGAUGGUAUAUGGAUACGAUUAACGAAGACAUGGUCCAAGUGGGUGUUACAGAAAUGGAUGUGCAGGACAGGCUGAGGUGGAGAAGAAAGAUCCACUGUGGCAACACCUGA